AUGAAAGAAUAUACAACUGCGAAAAAAUUCCAGGUGAACAUUCAAGGUGUUAGUUGUGACGAACCUCAAACACGAGGAUCUUGUGGAGAAAAUGCGGUUUAUCGGGCGCAUGAAAUUUGUCAAUCCUGCAUGAAUUCAACGCAGUGUAAACUAAUUGCAUGCGAAUAUCGUUGUGUUUGUCGAGAUGGAUAUAUUUUCAAUAAAAAUAGUAAUUCAUGCAUUCAAGUAAUUUCGAUAACCGAUUCAGCAAUGUCGUCAUUUGAGCCUUCGAAUGAGAAUUUCGUCACUGCGACUUCGCCGGGUAAAGUUAAAUGCGGUGAAAAUAUGGAACACAAUAAAAUUUCAUCACUUUGUCAUAUUCCCUUUAUUAAGUCAAUUUAUACCUUUUUUAAAAGUGAUGGUUGUAAAUUGACUUGUAUUUGCAAAAAAGGAUAUAAAAAAGAUGUCGAAAAUUCGUGUAAAUUAGAAGCAUCCGUAUCCUACUGUACGCUAUUAAAUAAACCGUGUGAUGCGCGCAGUGUUUAUCGACUUGAUAAAAUAAUAAUAAAGAAUGGAGAUGUUAUUUGUAGAUUAAAAUGUGAAAAAAAGAAUGAAUUUUAUAAUUUUCAGAAUUUAACUGAAAAAUAA
Molecule: messenger RNA, 627 nt
Organism: Dracunculus medinensis (Guinea worm)
Lineage: Eukaryota; Metazoa; Nematoda; Chromadorea; Rhabditida; Dracunculidae
Source: the annotation of a GenBank genome assembly